Molecule: messenger RNA, 501 nt
Organism: Lepus europaeus (European hare)
Lineage: Eukaryota; Metazoa; Chordata; Mammalia; Lagomorpha; Leporidae
Gene: NAP1L5
Product: nucleosome assembly protein 1 like 5
Exons: 1
Coding region: 1-501 (166 amino acids)
Biological process (GO): nucleosome assembly
Cellular component (GO): chromatin; nucleus
Molecular function (GO): histone binding; chromatin binding
Source: RefSeq, a predicted model, not a curated record
AUGGCUGACCACAGCCCUGCGGAGCCGAGCCUGGCAGCAGCAGCAAAUAAAAUAAUGUCCGAAGGUGGUACACAGGGUGGUGGCGGCGACCCCGACGGUGCGCCCGGCGAUUCUGAGAGCGCUGCUGCUCAGGAGACCCAGACCCCUGUGGAGAACACGCCAAAGCCAAAGAGUGACUUUAUGCAGAGCCUGCCGAACUCGGUGAAAUGCCGCGUGCUGGCCCUUAAAAAGCUACAGAAGCAAUGUGAUCAGAUAGAAACUAAGUUCCAGAAGGAAUUUCACGCACUGGAAAGGAAGUAUAGCGAGCUCUAUAAGCCCCUCCUCGCCAAGAUCCAAGAGCUCAAGAGCGAGAUUAAGGGCUGUGCCUGGACCCUGGAAGGGGAGGAGCAGGACGAGGAGGAGGACGAAGAUGCGGAGGAGCAGGUGGAGGUGCAGGGGGCAGCGGCGGCCGCACCGGACUACGACCCCCACGCCGAGGUGCCCGACGACGCCGAGAAGUAA